UGGUUUUUUUUCUAUUUAACGAGCUUUAAUAUAUUUCCCCCCCGGUCGACAAGAUGAUGAAGAAAGCUACCCAGCUGGAGAUCGACGAAAGGGAAAGGGUGUUUCAACCGAAAGUCGCCUAUUCCAACCCGGUGGUGCACGUAGGUUUCUGGUUCGACGAGCAGGCCAUACAAGAGGACAACAUGCGCGUCGUGGCGCACAAGCGCGACAAAUGCCAAUUGCUGGUGCAAAAAACGAGAAGGAUGUACAGGAACGUGCUCAAAGCCACGACGCUGGCGCUGAAAAGGCGCUUCGUUAUAUUCGGUGAAAAGUACCAAUUCACCUCUUGCUUCGUCAGAGACUUCAUGAACAGAAGGAUGUACCUAGCGGCGACUAUUAACGAAAAGGAAAUCGAUAAAGUGUUGCACUUUCAGCACGGCUGUAGGGUCACAGCCACUUCCAUGCAGGAUCCGUGCGUUAGAAACACCUUCAUGAUCAAAGGAGCGUCGACCCAUAGAGACGGGCAACAGGUACUGCUGGGAGAGGACGUUUUGAUUCAAAUAUCCGAGAGUUCGGGUCCACCGCUGUACGUGCAAUGCGAAAAUAGCACGGUCUCCACGUUCGGUUUGCACCUGGUUUGCAAUUUAUCCCAAGAUCCCGAUAUGUACUGCAGAUUCAAAUUUUUGCACGGAGAUCCCGCUUUGCGCAACAAAACGCUCGGCACUCCUUUCUCUCCUGACACCACGCUCAUCAUACAGCAUUCCGCUUCGGGACAGAACAUGGCGCUGGAAAAUAAAAGGCUGUUGGCUACGUUAUUCGGAUCGGAAAUCCAGGUGACAUGCCAUACGUUUAGGGAUUACCACAAGGUGGACGGGCACGAAAAUUACUGGAAAAUUGUCACGAGGUUUAUUUCGAAUAACGCUUUGUACAUUAAAGCUGCUAAAGGUGAAGAACUGACUCCCGACGAACUGGAACAAAUAUGAUUUGAUGUGCUUGUAGUCGUUCGAUAAAUUGGAUAUAACUUCUUUAAAUUUGUUUAAUUCGAUCAAAUCUAUGAAUAGAGGC
Molecule: messenger RNA, 1044 nt
Organism: Phyllotreta striolata
Lineage: Eukaryota; Metazoa; Arthropoda; Insecta; Coleoptera; Chrysomelidae
Source: the annotation of a GenBank genome assembly